AUGUCAGCAAUCUCUCAAAAUAUUUCAACACUUCUCAAUAAUAUUCCAUUCAAUCAAUUAUUCCAAAACUCAUUACAGUAUUCCCAACCAAUCAUUAAUCAAAUGGCCCAACAAUUCACUAAUCAACAAGUUAUUGAAACUGUCAAAUCAUCUCUCAAACAAAAUGACAUUGACUUUUCCACAAUUGUUUCAGAAAUUAUCAAUGCAACCAUUACAAAACUAUCUGAACCCCAAACCAAACAAGAAAUCAAUCAAAUUCUCAAUUAUUACGCAACACAUGCAACAGAUUCCAUCCCAACUUGGUUAUUAAUUUUUUUUGGUUCAGUUUUAGUUUCCAUUUUAAUGAUUCCUUCAUUGUUGAUGGCAAUUUUGUUGCAACAAGUUUUUCCAGUGAGGAAAAUGAAAUGGUAUCAAAGAAUUUUCAUUAAUAGAUUUGGAAAGGCCAAAGUUUCUCAGCAGCAAACUAUUAAUGAUGAGGAGGAAGAAAGGAGGCGGUUAGUUUACAAUGAGAAUAUUCAACAAUAA
Molecule: messenger RNA, 525 nt
Organism: Naegleria gruberi
Lineage: Eukaryota; Heterolobosea; Eutetramitea; Acrasida; Naegleriidae
Exons: 1
Coding region: 1-525 (174 amino acids)
Source: RefSeq, a predicted model, not a curated record